This is a messenger RNA of Durusdinium trenchii, 1200 nucleotides long. The record is from the annotation of a GenBank genome assembly. Lineage: Eukaryota; Dinophyceae; Suessiales; Symbiodiniaceae.
AUGGAGAGCAUUCUUGGUUUUCGGGAUCGCUGCACUGAAGCGUGUUCCUCUUGCACCAGCUGCACCACUCUUGUAAUUCCAGAAACCCAUCGCCUAGCUCGUUUCGGCAAGAAGAUUCGUGGCAAGAGCGUACAUGAGAAGACUAUUGACUUCUCCAUGAGUCAUGGCUCCGACCUGGCUGGCUCCUAUGCUCGCUCAUUUGAUGGAUUGGGAGCAGAUGGGGAACUUACUCCAGGUACAAAGAAAACGGCGCUUGAAGCAAUGAGAAAAGUGCUCAACAGAGCGGAGUUCACUCCAAGAACUCCCAGAGACUUUGAUGACCUCGAUGAGGAGGAAGAAGAGGAGGUGACGCGAAAGCUGCAGACAAAAUUUCUAGAUGCUGCUCGAGCUGGUAACUUCCGACAAGUUGUAGAAGGACUUGCAGAAGGGGUGGAUUUGCAUUGCACCACGGCUCGGGGCCAAUCUGCGUUGAUGCUGGCUGCUGCAUCCAGAGGGCAUGGUUCUCUCCAAAUCAUCAGCUUUCUGCUCGAGUGCCAAAUGCACCUGGAGGGCAAUGACAAUCUUGGUUGGACAGCGCUUCUCCACGCAUGCAGAAAUAACAUGUCUGAGGCUGUCGAACUGCUGCUCCAGAGCCGUGCAGAUGCUGGUGCCAAAUCCAUUGAUGGCCAGAAUGCAGCCAUGCUCGCAGCUGCUGAGUCGGGGGAUGAGCUGGUUAUGCGCAUCGUUGAUUGUCGAGUCCAACUGGACCGAAGCGAUCGACGUGGUCAUACAUUGCUGUUUUAUGCGGUUGAACAUGGGCGCGAGGAGCUGGUGAAAUGGCUGCUGAAGCGCAAGGUGAAUCCGAAUGCCAGAGCUAAGGACAAAAGCAGUUGCAUGAUGCUUGCAGCUGAGAGAGGUCAUCUCAGCAUUCUCAAAACGCUAUGCAACAAGAAUGCUGAUGCAAACGCGAAAAGCGUGAUGGGUAACAGCCCCUUGUUGCUGAGUGUGAUGAAUGCCCAGGAGACAGUAGCUAGAUACUUGCUGAACAUCCAAGCAGAUUGCAAUGUCAAGAACCAGGAUGGUGUCUCGGCCCUGGAUGCCGCGGCAAGAUUGAAACUUGGACCACUCAAAAGCCUUCUGGAUGUCCUGACGAGGAAAAGUCAGGAACGUGGAGGAGAAGAUGAUGAUGACCUUCUCUCCGUCGACAACGGUGCUUUCUAG